Molecule: messenger RNA, 501 nt
Organism: Mycena indigotica
Lineage: Eukaryota; Fungi; Basidiomycota; Agaricomycetes; Agaricales; Mycenaceae
Product: Peptidyl-prolyl cis-trans isomerase
Exons: 6
Coding region: 1-501 (166 amino acids)
Biological process (GO): protein folding; protein peptidyl-prolyl isomerization
Cellular component (GO): catalytic step 2 spliceosome
Molecular function (GO): peptidyl-prolyl cis-trans isomerase activity
Source: RefSeq, a predicted model, not a curated record
AUGUCUGUUACGCUCCAUACCACCCUCGGCGAACUCAAGAUCGAGGUAUUCUGCGAAGCAGUUCCAAAAGCGGCCGAAAACUUCCUUGCUCUAUGUGCAUCCAACUACUAUGACGACUGCCUCUUCCACCGCAAUAUCAAGGGUUUCAUGGUCCAAACUGGUGACCCGACUGGGACGGGGAAAGGUGGUCAAAGUAUCUGGGGAAAGCCUUUCCCAGAUGAGAUCCGCUCCACUCUUAAAUUCAAUGCGCGAGGUAUGGUGGCCAUGGCAAACGCUGGCGCCGACACCAAUAAGUCCCAAUUCUUCGUCACCUACUCGAAACAGAGCCACCUCGAUGGUAAGUAUACGAUAUUCGGCAAGGUGAUUGAUGGGGCAGACUCGACUUUGGAUGCGAUGGAGAGAGUACAAGUAAACGCGAAGAAUCGACCGUUGGAAGAGUUCAGAUUGACCCAUGUAACGAUACACUCGAAUCCAAUUGCGGACGCGCUAUUGACCAGAUAA